AUGUCCGAUGAUCGAACUAAGCUAUCAUGUAGCAAGCAGCUUGUCGAAGACGCAGUUGUCUCCAGCUUAGGUUGCGUCGGCAACCAUCCGCGAUCCCGCCGCCAGUCAACUGGGACAUCUCAGGAACACCAACAGAAAGGGCCAUGUUCCAUCAUUUACAUCAUCCCACUAGGAUACUAUUCCGACUCAGUCAAACACGGCCUGAUAGCGUUGGGAUGUGCACAUCGAGGCUUCAUAAGCGACUACAGAGAAGAAGACCAGGCUGCGGGCGCGCAAACAUACGAUGUGCUAGCAACCCAGCAAUUCUCUAAGGCCAUGAAGUUCACGACUCGGGAUAUGGAAAGGCUUUCGUCUAUCACUCUCAGGACAUCGCUCGUUUCUUGUUUGAUAUUCAUCUGCUUUGAAAUCAUGCAGGGAAGUUACGACAAAGCUCUGCAACACCUUAGAUCCGGCUCUAGCAUCAUGGUUGCCCUGUCCAAAGCGGCAACGGAUGCUCAGGCAGGAUUACCUCUUUCAGUGCACCAGAGAUGCCUGGCUGAGACUGUCAAGGACUAUUAUGAUCAGUUAUGCGAUCUUGCUGACAUGUUCACCUGCUUGGGCUGCGAUGCUGCCUACUUACUGGAAGAAGGCGAAGUCAUUCCGGACCUGUCUUAUUUCUUCCGGGGCAGUAGCAACAAAGAUGCUUCCAAGCCGUACUCCUCGACCACCGAGGCUCGGUACGAUCUCCACCUUGUAGACCGAGCUUUUGGGAAGGCUUUACGUUACAAUGUCCGAGGUAGCAUUCCGAUGAAUCCGAUAUCUUGGACCUCAUUCUUGGAUUUGCCAGAGAGCAUGUCACCACUAAGAGACGACGACCUGCGGCUCGGGGAAUGGCUUACAGCUCGCCAUCUCUUUGAUGUCUUUAGUAGUCGGCUUGCAACUUAUACUGAGCAUCUCAAGUCAAGCUCAUCAACAACCAGGCAGCAGUUAUGGGAGGCGCGGCUAAUGUCAGUCAUGCAAAAGGACUGGUCGGUCAUCAUCAAAUGCUUGGAGGCCCCGAGCUCACAACCUCUGGAUCGACAAUUUUUCCAGGAUCUUUUAGAAGAUGCUGAAUCGCUCAUAUAUGCCGAGGCCGAGCCGAUGCAGUAUCCAGUCUUUACCCUGGGUGCGGAUGUGAUCCCGCGAAUGAGCCUCAUUGCCGGGUUCUCUGGUGAGCCGGACCUGCAGCAAAGGGCCAUUUCGCUACUGUAUGCCAUGCGAAGGAAAGAAGGUAUGUGGGAUAGUCGGGAGAUUGCCAGUUUGCUAGAGUCUAUCUUGUUGGCUAGGGAAAGCAGCAUCUGGAACAUGGAGUAUGAGAGGAUCUCUCUUCCGCGAAUAGCAGGGAUGCUGUUAUCGCUGAAGCUGUAUGAUGGUAGCAGUUCGUUACCUCUGGCUACGCUGGUAGACUAA
This is a messenger RNA of Colletotrichum lupini, 1428 nucleotides long. RefSeq names its product C6 zinc finger protein. Lineage: Eukaryota; Fungi; Ascomycota; Sordariomycetes; Glomerellales; Glomerellaceae. The transcript has 3 exons. The record is from RefSeq and is a predicted model, not a curated record. The coding region runs from base 1 to 1428 and encodes 475 amino acids.